AUGUCAAAACCUCUUCCAACUGUUCCAUCCAUGACUGUCGGUUCAUCCACAGCAACAAGUCCAGGAUCAUCCAUUUUGAUGGAUCAAUAUCAAGAGUCCUUGAAACGUGAUGAGUACUUGAAAAGUCAAUCCUACACUUCUUCCGAUGAUGAAGAUGAUGAUCAGACUUUGAAUGAUUUCACUCAUUCCGAUGAAAUAUGGAAUCAACCUCCUCCUUCCGAGCACGAUGUAGCAAAAAGAUCUUUAUCCAAAACGAUGAUGAUGACAGCAACAACAACCACUACUGACGAUUACAGUAAUUAUAAAAACAACAACAACAAAACUCGUUUCGUCCUAUCCAUCGAUGGUGGUGGUAUUCGUGGAAUCAUUCCAGGUUCCAUCUUGGCUUCUCUCGAAAAGGAAAUCAUUCAAGAAAUUGUCAAACAUUUCGAUCAAUUAGGUGAAAAACCUCCUGUUCAUAAUUUUGCAUUAACUUCUUGUUUUGAUUUAAUUGCAGGAACAAGUACAGGAGGAAUUAUUGCAUUGGGAUCUGGAAUUUCACCUACAAAUUCGAGAUUUAAUUUUAAAUAUAAUGCAAGUGAUUUGGGAGAUUUGUACACAAAUAAUGGUUCUCUCAUUUUCUCAAAAGAAAACAAACACAACAAAUUGAGAGAAUUUUUAACAUCUUCAAGAUAUGACCCCAGUGGAUUGGAAAGUGUCUUGACACAAUAUUUUGGUAGUUACAAAUUGAGUGAUCUUGUCAUUCCUGUUCUCGUCACAAGUUUUGAUUUGAAUAGACAAGAACUCGUUGUGUUUGACAGUGAAAAAGCAAAACCUCAAGGAGAAUUAACACAAAGACAAUUACCUUCUGAUUAUUAUUUACGAGAUAUUGCAUUGGCAACAUCUGCUGCUCCAACGUUUUUCCCAAUUCGAACCAUUGAAUCCAUUACUGAUCCAAGUGACAAGCAUGAUUAUAUUGAUGGAGCUGUCACGGCCAAUAAUCCAACCAUGCUUGCUUAUUUGAAAGCGAAAAAACUCUAUCCUGGUGACAAUAUUUAUGUCAUUUCAUUGGGAUGUGGUUAUGAGAAUAUUGAACGACCUGUUUUAGAAGGAAAGUUAGAAUGGGCAAAAACGAUCAGUUCUCUCAUGAUUACAGGUGCUUCUAACUUGACAGAAUCAUUAAUGCAACAAAUGGUUGAAUUGUCACCCAAUGACAGAUAUUGGAGAAUUGAUGUCAAGUUAGAUCAAUGUUACUUGGAUGUCACAUCUGAAGAUUUUUUGAAGAGUCUGAAAAUUAUUGGAACGAGUUUGAGAACCAAUGAUGAUCAUGCUUACAAAACCAUUCGAGAUACCAUUAUUGAUUUUUAUGCAUCGAAGGGAUAUUAUACUUGUUUUCGACUUGUUGAAGAAAUUGAACAGCAAUUGGAGAGUCCAAAACUUCGAAAAGAUGGUCACAUCCGAAUUGAUUUAAGCGAUAAGGGACUCACUCCAAUAGCUACUUGGGAAGUUGUUCAUUAUUUGAAAAAUCAAAUUUCAUUUGAGAAUCUUUACAAAAUGAAUCUAAGUGGACAAGAAAUUACCAUUGAAAUUUUAGAACAAUUAUUACACUUGAAAACUGGAGAAGCUCCUUCCAAACACAAGAAAAAACAUCCAUCUCUCAAAAAGAAGGAACAAUUAUUUGUGAAGUAUACUUCCAAUCAUUCAUCAGUCGUUGUUUCAAAAACAAGACCUCUUAUCAAACGAUUGAUCAUGAGAGAUUGUAAAAUUUCUGGACAAGUUCUCACAUGGCUCAUUCACCAAAGUGAUACUCUUUAUGAAUCUUUGGAUCUGGUUGGUUGUGUGAAAUGCAGUGAAUGUGAUUCUGGAUUUUUAGAUGCAUUGUGUGUCAUUGCAGAAAAGGAAGGUGUCACAUUGGAAGGUAAAGCUUGGUGGUUGAUUGCCAAUCAUUAUAGAUAUUUUGAAAAAAUUGAGAAGGCAAGAAUGGCAUUUUGGAAAGGAAGUCAAUUGGAAGAUGUAGAUUGUGAAUAUUUAGAAUGUUUGAUGGGAUUUUAUAUGGAUGUCCACUUGUCACUUGAGGAACGAAUUGAAAAACUUCAUGAAAUUUUGAAAAAGAGAAAUGAAAGAAUGACCUACAUGAUGGGAGUUGCGAUUGAGAAGAAACAAACCGGUGAAACUUGCAUUGAAAAAUCCAUCUCUUUACCUAAUUUAGAAAAUAGCCCCUCCAAACGAAAUUCCACCAUGUUGUCGAUGGCCAACCACCCUGUUGAAGAGGAUCCUCUUCCCAAUGAAUUUGUAAAUUAUGAAAUUGAAAAUCAUCAUGCCCUAUGUGUGGAUUGGUAUGUCCGAACCAGUCAAUCGAUUAGCCAUAACGAUUCAGCACAACCAUGGAUUCAGAAAUCGAAAACAAGACAACUUUCAUUACUUCCUGCAGCAAAUACUCCUCUCGUUGCAAGUUUCAGAAAUAUGAGUAGUAGUAAUAUGUCUACGGUCAUGCAAGAUUUUCAAUUGUCAAAAAAGGAAAGAAAGGAAAAGAAGAAGCUUGAAAAACAAAUGGCUAAAGAAAAGAAGCGACAAGAAAAGGCGGAAAGAAAAAAUUCGUCCGCUUCUAAUGCUUUACAGAAAUGA
Messenger RNA from Naegleria lovaniensis, 2604 nucleotides. RefSeq lists its product as uncharacterized. Bases 1 to 2604 code for a protein of 867 amino acids. NCBI's taxonomy places the organism in Eukaryota, Heterolobosea, Eutetramitea, Acrasida, Naegleriidae. Gene Ontology annotation, biological process: lipid metabolic process. The transcript is spliced from 2 exons. Gene Ontology annotation, molecular function: glycerophospholipase activity; monoacylglycerol lipase activity. The record is from RefSeq and is a predicted model, not a curated record.